This is a messenger RNA of Nematostella vectensis (starlet sea anemone), 4493 nucleotides long. Its product is annotated as FK506-binding protein 5. The transcript is spliced from 7 exons. The coding region runs from base 284 to 2710 and encodes 808 amino acids. The record is from RefSeq and is a predicted model, not a curated record. NCBI's taxonomy places the organism in Eukaryota, Metazoa, Cnidaria, Anthozoa, Actiniaria, Edwardsiidae.
GACAGCCGGGAAAGAUAUCCGUAAACAUGAAACAGGAGAGUAAGUUGAGUUCCGUCUUUGAGUUAACUCUGCAAAUUCACGAUCGAUAUUUCUUCAUUCUUGGAGUUGAUUUAUGUGUUGAAAAGUCUCACUAUAUCUGAGAAGAAGGGCUUCUUGUCUGAAUUGGUUAUUUUGACUUGAAAUAUUGAGGACAUCAAUUAAUUCAAGAACUGCGGACCGCAUUCGGGAGUAAACUACAUUGCUUUUCUUUAUAAUGAUGGCCUAUAUCUAAAACCCAUCUAGAAUGGCAGAAGAAAUAACUAAAGAACCCAUUGCAAUGUCAAAUGCUACAAAGGAGGAUGCCAAAGAGAGUGAGAAUCCUGUGGUGAGAAGUACAGAAGAAGCAAGUCUUAAAGACCCCAUAUCUGUGUCCAGGGAUGGGGACCCUGUUGAAAAUUCUAAUGAGCCUAAUGGGAUUGCUGUGGUUUCUGAGUCUAGGAAACAGGAACAAGAAACAGAAUCUGAGGUUCCUGUGGUAAGUGACCAAAAUGAUAAAGAUUGUAAGUCUGGGCUACCAGUGUCAUUGCCAAUUGCCCCAGAGGCUAGUGGUGAUGAUGGCAAAGAAGUGUUUGAAUCACUUAUGGAGAUUGUCAGUAGUAAUUGCAAAGAAAGUCAGAAAACCAGUGCUAGUGGUGCUUGUGAUGAACCAAAUGAAGGUGAAAUUGAGGUUUUAGAUAGCGGUGUUGAGCGUGCCAAUCUUACUGGUAAAUGUGAAACAGAAGAAGCAAAAGAAAUGGAAGGGCAUCCAAGCCAGAGCAGACUCUCAGCUGCUGUAACCGACCUGUCUGAUCUUGAGGAGCAGUUGUCUUCCAUUUUAAGAAAAAAUUCAAGUGGUACUGAAAUAGAGGUGUUUAAUUUUGAUACACCACAAGAUGGUACCAGUGAAACAAAUGAUUGGGAACCAACUGCCUCUGAUGCUAAUGCCAGUCAAGAUGCAAUAGCAGAUACUGAGAGCAAAGCAUCACAAGGUGAUGGUGCCGGGGAAGUUUUUAAUGCUGAAGCUGUAGAAACUGUGCCUGUAAAUGGUAAUAGCAACACUAAGCCUAAAAAGAAAUCAUCAGUUUCCAUUGAUCAGUUUCCAGAUGGUGUUGCACCAAAGGAAAGUAGUGUUGAAAAAACAUUAGCGAAUAAGCAUAUUGAUGAAAAUGGAGAGGUCAAAUCUGGGCAGGAAAUAUCAGAAGAAUCAGGAGCAUCAGUCUAUGCUUCUCCUUGUAAUGGAAGUGGUUUUGAUGAAAGGGAAGGGUCAAUUGAAAAGCUGUAUAGCCUGUCAGAAAGCUCAUCAGAGAAUAUCAAGGUGAAUGUAUCAUCUGAUGAUGACAAAGGAGGCUCAGAAGAACCACAGCAACACCAGCUUGCAGAUGAUGACAAGGAAGACAGGUUAGAUACUAGUGAUGCAGAAAAUAAACAGGUUGAAGAAGAUAAGAUCGAUGAGAAAGAACGAGAAAAUGUUGUUGAACAGGUUGGAAGUAAAGGGCAAAACGAGGCCAUGACUUUAGAGAAUGCUUUGUCUGAGAAUAAAGAAAAUUUGAACCAAGGAACAAGUGGACUAGCUGUCGUAGUUGACCAAGAACAGUCCAAUGGUGAACUUAUCAAAGAAAAGGCUGAAAACGACUCCACAAGCGAUAACACAAAAGAAGAUGAAAGCCCUAGUGAGACGUCACAAGCUGUUCCCCCAGUGCCAGAUAUUGAGAUCGUAACCUCUGAUGAGAAUGGCAUCUUAGUUACUGAUGAGAGUAGUGGAGUAGAUUCUAAAAGUUUAGAUUCGCUGGAUGUGCUUGAUGAUCGACACUCUGAUAUGUCUGAUGUUGACUCGGACUCCAAGUCAGAUUUUGGAGACGAUGAUAGCGCAUUUGGGGACAACGAUGAGGCUGUUAAGAACAAGUUUCUGGAUAUUGAACGGGAUCGCUUUGGGUCCGAUUCAUCUACAGUAUCAGAAAGGGAGUUCAAGCAGUCUGCACCUGUUGAUGGAAAUACAGCUAUGGCAAUACUCAGCGGCCAUCUAUUGAAGCUUGGAGGGACCGGUUUAACCCCAAGGAACUGGAGAAAGCGAUGGUUUGUGCUGAAAGAAGACAACAAUUUGUAUUAUUACAAACACUCCAAGGACACGUCACCGUGUGGGGUGAUAGUUCUUCAAAACUACUCCGUGUCGAAAGCCCCAGAAUCUAACAAAAAGCAUUGCUUCAAGCUGAACAAGGGCGGCGCUCGCUGCUACCAUUUUAGUGCUGCAAGUGAGGCUGACAUGAAGGCAUGGAUGGUUGCCCUCAUGCAAGCGGCGUCCACUGUAUCAAAACCAGGGGCUGGAUUUCAGCUUCUUGAGGGCAAUGUCCACAACGUCAGCAUUCCUGCCCUGUCAAUCAGACAUCCGGAUUGCCAUGGUUACCUCUCUAAGCAAGGUCACAAAGUGAAAUCCUGGAAGCGCCGAUACUGCGUGCUGAAGAAUGGUUAUCUUUACUACUACUCCGACAUGGCAAACAACACCGCGCUGGGCGUGGCUAAGCUUCUAGGGUUUACUCUAGAGAAGGGUGAGAACAAGGGAAAACACUUUUGUUACCAUGCCAACGCACCGGAAGCGGGAAUGAGGAGCUAUUGCUUCGCUGCAGAGACUGAUGCCGACAGAGAGAGGUGGAUGUCAAAAAUGGAAGAAUCCAUAAGAAGAGGAGCACAUGAUUAAACCAAUGGUCUGUACUAUGUUUUUAAGAUCAAUACUGUACCAUAACAUCGCCUUAUGGUGAUGCGAGAAACAUUAUGGCGUGCAUUAGUAUCUUUGCUCACGAAAAUGCCAUUUGGAACGUUUACACGUAUCUUCCCUCUUGCCCCGCGCACUGUGUCCUCGACAGCGCCAUGAGACCUUGGACAUAAGGCAUGGAGUGAGACAAGAUCGCACCAUCGUUUACACGUAUCCCCCCUCUUGCCCCGCGCACUGUGUCCUCGACAGCGCCAUGAGACCUUGGACAUAGGGCAUGGAGUGAGACAAGAUCGCACCCUCGUUUCCACGUAUCUCCCCUCUUGCCCCGCGCACUGUGCCCUCGACAGCGCCAUGAGACCUUGGACAUAGGGCAUGGAGUGAGACAAGAUCGUACCCUCGUUUCCACGUAUCUCCCCUCUUGCCCCGCUCACUGUGCCCUCGACAGCGCCAUGAGACCUUGGACAUAGGGCAUGGGGCGAGACAAGAUCGCACCCUCGUUUCCACUACUCUCCUUUGUUGUACUGCGCACUGUGUCCUCGACGGCACAAUGAGACCUGGGAUAUAGGGCAUGGGGCGAGGAGCGGAUAGCCUCGUUUCCACGUCUCUCCUCCCUUGCACUGCGCACUGUGUCCUUAACAGCGCCAUGAGACCUGGGAUAUAGGGCAUGGGGCGAGACAAGAGCGGAUAGCCUCGUCUCCACGUCUCUCCCCUACUAUUGCACUGAGUUCCCGCGACAACACCGAGAAGUGAAAAAUCAUAGCAACGGAGAUGAUCAGUAAAACCACAAGUUUGAAAUGUGUGAGGGUUUAAAAGAAGGCAGUUUUAGCGAAAUUCAAUAUAAUAUAUAGGAAUGUAGAAAUUAUAGACACUUUUUACGCUUUAAGCUUUUUACGUCAUCGUCCAUAGGAAAUUAAUGUUGAUAUGAAGUCUAGUUUUCAUUUAAAAUAUUCGUAUGUAUCAUUCGAUUCGUCACGCGCCGCUGUACAAUAUUUUAUCUGUUCGUUGUUGUUGCGUUCGUUUGUUUUAUACUAUAUACAAACGUGCAAAAGGGCGUAAACUAAAGUUAUGACUGUCUGUAAACCAAAGAGAGACCAGGUUGCUCAUCGUGCCAUGACAGUCUAUUGCGCUGCCUAAUAGCGCAUUCACACAAGCACUUAAACCAGUUUAAAGGUCGUUGAAUUGAACUGGUUUAAAUCUAAAUCUCCCAAAAGUGGACAGAACCAAGAACAAAACUGAACAGACUGUGCUGUACAUGUAACUAAGUGAUCAUUUAGAUAGUAAGAAUUCAACACAAUGAGACAAUUGGCAGUUAUUAGGCAAAGAAAAACCUUGUUUAACUAAACAUGGUUUUGGUGUGAAUACAGCAUAAGAUUCAGAGGAAAGACAAACGAAUGCCGAUCGCCACGGUGCGACCAGCGUCUAGCGAAACACCCAGGCGGUAGCAGCUUUUGUAAAUUGUCUGUGUAUAGUAAAACCUGGAUUUAACGAUAACUUCGAUUUUAAGAAGGCGUUCCUUUCUCGCGGCGCAAAUACGGUGAAAUGUAUAAGAAAUUACCUCGAUCUAACGGUAUUGGAUACAACGAUAAAAAUCUGUUUUCCCGAAUGUAAUUUUGACCUCGAUACAACGAUAUUACUGAUUCUGUCUAUCAACAUAAAAAGAAAAACUCAAGAUACCCAGACACUGAGACACGUACAGUACAAUUUAUCUAUUUUUUGACUUGACAGAUCUUGUUAAAUACAGAUUACAGUAUUAAAGAGAGUAACUGAA